GUUAGAGUCACCCUGAUUUGCACACACUAUCAGAAGGGCUGGGCUUGGGGACAAUAUAAAGGAGUUUGACAUUGGGGAACGACUUAAUUCCUUCCAGUAUUAUCUCAGAGACCUGUCAGAUUUUUUUUUUUGGAGUGAAAAUGGCGUCUCCCCAGCACCAGCAUCAAUGCAAGCAAACUCCCACUUUGCCGCCAGAGCUCUGCAAGAAAGCACCAUGCCCAUUGGAGCAGCAAUGCAAGGAGCCACCAGUGGUGGUCAUCCCGACUCCAUGUCCAGAACCCAAGCCACGUUCUCCACAGGAGCCUCCGUGCAAGGAGCCACCAGUGGUGGUCAUCCCAACUCCGUGUCCUGAGCCUAAGACACAUCCUCCACAGGAGCCUCCAUGCAAGGAGCCUCCAGUCCCAACCCCAUGUCCUCCUCAGGAGAAACAGUCUUGUCAACAGAAGUCUCAAUGCAAGGAGCCACCAGUCAUCCCAACUCCAUGCUCAGAGCCCAAACCCCCACAAGAGCCUCCACACAAGGAGCCACCAGCACCAUCUCCAUGUCCUAAAGAACCAGAACCAUGUCCUCCACGCAAGGAGCCACCAGCACCAGAACCAUGUCCUAAAGAACCAGAACCAUGUCCUCCACGCAAGGAGCCACCAGCACCAGAACCAUGUCCUCCUAAAGAACCAGAACCGUGUGCUCCAAAGGAGCUAACUCCAGAUUGUCAACAGAAGACUCAAUGCAAGCAGCCUCCGAUUGUGGUCAUCCCAACUCCAUGCCCGGAGCCCAAACCGUGUCCUCCAUGCAAGGAACCACCAGCACCAUCUCCAUGUCCUCCUAAAGAACCAGAACCAUGUCCUCCAUGCAAGGAACCACCAGCACCAUCUCCAUGUCCUCCUAAAGAACCAGAACCAUGUCCUCCAUGCAAGGAACCACCAGCACCAUCUCCAUGUCCUCCUAAAGAACCAGAACUGUGUCCUCCAAAGGCAUCAACUCCAGAUAGUCAACAGAAGACUCAGUGCAAGCAGCCUCCAUGUCCAGAACCCAAACCGUGUCCUCCACAGGAGCCUCCAUGCAAGGAGCCACCAGUUGUGGUCAUUCCAUGCCCAGACCCCAAACCGUGUCCUCCUCAGGAGCCUCCAUGCAAACAGCCGCCUCCCUGUGACCAGCAGCAGAAGAAGCAGCCAUCUUCAUGGCCGCUCCAGAAUAAAUGAGCAGGUCAGGAAAAAAAAACUAGUGAAGAAUCCAUUUCUCCAACUCUACAUCUCACCAUGUCAAACAUACCUCAUCUUUGUAUCCCUUUGAAAUGCUUUAAGAAAUCCUUCUAACGUUGCACGAGAGGAAUCACAGCAAACAAUGUAAGUGUCCAUCAAGGUGACUUUGUGUCCAUUUCCAGCCAGAGUGGACUUUUUCAAGAGAGGUGCGACAGAAUCUCCCAAUUUCUUUGGGCAUUUUCUCUUUAUGUUAACCACACUGUUACAUUUAUUCUAUCGUUUUCCUGAUGGUCUCAUUCAUCUGUAAAGUUUGUAAUUACUUAACUAUUCUUUGUACCAUUUAUAGGUCCCCAAAGGAGGUGUGCUGUGAGACUCAGUGGGGUUUUUUUUAACACCAGAAAUUCUUGAAGAAUAUGGUAGGGUUGGGUGUCAGUGAAACAUAAAGCUAGCUUAGAUCCCUCCAAGGAGAGAGAAGGUCCUCCUUGUUAUUUAAGCUCCUCCCUUUCACUGUCACUAGAGAUCCGUUCUGUGACUACCCUAUUCAGCUAUUUGUCCGACCUUUAGAAAAGGCAAAGUCCUAGGUCAACUAAAAUGCCAGAUCUGCUCUCUGUAGAGAUGAAAUUGUGGGUUGGUGGCUCUCCAGAGGUUGAUAGACUAUCAUUGGAUCAAUGGCCAAUAAUCUUACUAGGAUGGGUAGGAAUUGGACUACAAACCAUAUCCCAAAGAGCCAUAAAUUCUUCAUCUUGGUUUGGAAUGUCCAACGAACUCUUAGGUCCUGCAAGAUGUCUUUCAAAAAGACCUCAGUUGUCUUCUGGAAUGGCAAGACCCAUCAGAAGACACGGGGAGGUUCUUUAGUCUUCGGGGAGAAGCUCAGGAGAAGCUCAAUCUAUCAACUGCCAAUGAAAUAUUGGGGAAAGAAUGAAACUCUUCAGGGUUUCUCCAUCAGAGUUAUACCCCAAAAUAAUUAACCUUCAGAAAGUCAUCGUUUUCAGUACAGCAAUGCGGGUUUAUUUUUAUUUUUUUAAUCGUGAACUGGAUUGCAGGAAGCUGGAGGACACCUGUAUCAUCAAGUGGGUCUCCUCUUCAUGGGGGUCAACAUGUUGCUAUGAAGAUGCUGAGUCUGUACACUUCCGAAUUUAUAUUUAACCAACUUGUAGAUAAAUCAAAUGAAUAAAGGAAAAACAAUGAA
Molecule: messenger RNA, 2388 nt
Organism: Crotalus tigris (Tiger rattlesnake)
Lineage: Eukaryota; Metazoa; Chordata; Lepidosauria; Squamata; Viperidae
Product: extensin-like
Exons: 2
Coding region: 141-1199 (352 amino acids)
Source: RefSeq, a predicted model, not a curated record